This is a messenger RNA of Plasmopara halstedii, 171 nucleotides long. RefSeq lists its product as uncharacterized. The record is from RefSeq and is a predicted model, not a curated record. The coding region runs from base 1 to 171 and encodes 56 amino acids. NCBI's taxonomy places the organism in Eukaryota, Oomycota, Peronosporomycetes, Peronosporales, Peronosporaceae. The transcript is spliced from 2 exons.
AUGACACAUAUAACACAUCCAAAGAGUAUUAGCGCUCGUCGUGAAUCUGCUUCCACGAAGCUAUCGAAUAACCGAACAAUAAGAGGAUUUCAUAGAGGCUUUGAAGCAAUAACAAUUGCCCCUGUAAACGAGGAAAGACGGUGGUUUGAUGUCCUCCUCGAGCGGAUUUAG